CCGCCUCCGGGGAGGAGGAGCUCGCGGGCCGGGGCCAGGGAAGGCAGACCCUGCUCCGCCCGGGUGAAAGGGCCGUGACGGCGCUGGGCGGGGCCGAGCUCCAGGGCUGGCUGCUGGGCUGCUAAGGGAACUGUGAGCUGUUCGGAGCCGCGCGACUCCCGGGCGGGGCGGGGCCGGCCGAGGGAGUCCGCGCGUGCCCGCGCUGAGCUGCCUUUCCUGGCUGCUGCGCUGCUCGCCCGCGGCGACGUCGGGCAGGUUUUUCCAGGAUGACCGAGCUGAGGCAGAGGGUGGCCCACGAGCCGGAUGCGCCACCCGAGGACAAGACACCACCUUACAGCUUUGAGUCGGGGCUGCCAGUGUGAAAGAGCUUGAAGCAAGUUUUCAUAGACUUUCAUCGAGGUCACAUUGGUCAUCCCAACAACCUUCCAAGACAGGGAGUCCUUUCCCCACUAAAGACCAGAGCAUGGAGGCCUGUGCUGCGUGUCACGAGUGUCAGAGCUGGCCCUGGGCCUUGCUUUCCUGGACUGGUUGCUGCCUCAUUCUGCAGAAAGUUUUCCUUGACGUCUCCCCGCCUCGCUGUGCCCCAGAGGAGCAAACUGAUGAACAUGUUCAGCAUGUGCCACGUUUCUUGUGGGAAGGAGCAUGGGUCCCAGGUCCUUGAGUCCUUCCCGAUCCUCUGUGGAAGCUGUCGCCGGCACUCAGCUUCCUUUUCCCAGGAGUCAGAGUCAGAAGCAAAGGUAGAUGGAGAGACUGCGUCGGACAGUGAGAGCCGGACAGAAUCUGCUCCCCUGCCAGUCCCUGCAGAUGAUACCCCGGAGGUCCUCAAUAGGGCCCUUUCCAAUUUGUCUUCAAGAUGGAAGAACUGGUGGGUGAGAGGCAUCCUGACUUUGGCCAUGAUUGCAUUUUUCUUCAUCAUAAUUUACCUGGGACCAAUGGUUUUAAUGAUAAUUGUAAUGUGUGUUCAGAUUAAGUGUUUCCAUGAGAUAAUCACUAUUGGCUACAACGUCUACCACUCCUAUGACCUGCCCUGGUUCAGGACCCUCAGCUGGUACUUCCUCCUGUGUGUAAACUAUUUCUUCUAUGGUGAGACAGUGACAGAUUACUUCUUCACCCUGGUCCAGAGAGAAGAACCUUUGCGGAUUCUCAGUAAAUACCACCGGUUCAUUUCCUUUACUCUCUAUCUAAUAGGAUUCUGCAUGUUUGUACUGAGUCUGGUCAAGAAGCAUUAUCGACUGCAGUUCUACAUGUUUGGCUGGACCCAUGUGACACUACUUAUUGUUGUAACACAGUCACAUCUUGUGAUCCAUAACCUAUUUGAAGGAAUGAUCUGGUUCAUUGUCCCCAUAUCUUGUGUGAUCUGUAAUGACAUCAUGGCCUAUAUGUUUGGCUUUUUCUUUGGUCGGACCCCACUCAUCAAGCUGUCCCCGAAGAAGACCUGGGAAGGCUUCAUUGGGGGCUUCUUUGCUACUGUGGUGUUUGGCCUUCUGCUGUCCUAUGUGAUGUCUGGGUACAGAUGCUUCGUCUGCCCUGUGGAGUACAACAACGACACCAACAGCUUCACUGUGGACUGUGAGCCCUCAGACCUGUUUCGCCUGCAGGAGUACAACAUUCCUGGGGUGAUCCAGUCAGUCAUUGGCUGGAAAACGGUCCGGAUGUACCCCUUCCAGAUUCACAGCAUCGCCCUCUCUACCUUUGCCUCGCUCAUUGGCCCCUUUGGAGGAUUCUUCGCAAGUGGAUUCAAGCGAGCAUUUAAAAUCAAAGACUUUGCCAAUACCAUUCCUGGCCAUGGAGGGAUCAUGGAUCGCUUUGACUGCCAGUAUCUGAUGGCCACCUUUGUCAAUGUAUACAUCGCCAGCUUUAUCAGAGGCCCUAACCCAAGCAAAUUGAUUCAGCAGUUCCUGACCUUACGGCCAGAUCAGCAGCUCCACAUCUUCAACACGCUGCAGUCUCAUCUGAUCGACAAGGGGAUGCUGACAUCUGCCAUAGAGGAUGAGUAGGGGCCACUCAGGGCCAGGAGAACAGGAACGGAACUGAGCAGGGGCAGGUCUCCAAGACAAGCCCAGCUGGUGUGACUUAAGACAAUGACAAGGCUUCAACUCACUCUUUUUUUUUUUUUUUGUAGGUUGUUUUUUAUUUGUGGGUUCAAAAAAUCUGUAUAUACGGUCUGUAUGUUUAGAAUUUAUGUUGUAACUAAACUACAGCUUUGAGUUGGAAAGAAGUCAUCGGGGUAAAACCAUUUUUUUUUUUUUUAAACAAAAGUAUUAAUAAUCUGGAAGACAGUGUUGCCCAGGUCAGGAGUGUUUUUCUGGUAGUUCCAGCCCCCAUCAAUUGAACUGUUUCUGGGCUCAGUCAGACACAGACAUUCAUCUGUGUCUGACCAAAUCAGGGGGCUUCCCCACCUGUGUGGGGAGGCAUAGCUUGGAUGUCUUGUACACCUGGUCUUUUCUAGAAAUCCCUGCUUGGACCUGCAGGAGGGUUGCCUUCUGUAGGUCGGAGGAACAAAGGCUUACUAACCAGCUAAGCCUUCUAUUCACACCAAAAUCAUGCAGAAUGUAACUAAGCUCUGCUUUAUAAGAUGGUUUCACCUUCAUCGCAGAUUGAAAGUUUCAGUUUUUAUUUUUUUCAGAAAGCACGAAAAAUUAUUUAUAAUAGUCUGGAGAAAAAAACACACUGUAAUAUUUCAAGUAAAUGCAGUAGAAUGUACUGUAACUGAGCCCCUUCCCACAUGUCUAGGCUCCAGUGUCUCAAGUCCACCUAACCAUGUCUUUUCAGGGAUGAUGCCAUCCACGUUUGUGCUGUAGACUUGCUGCUGCUGAAUCCUUUCUGGGGACUUUCCCAUUGGGCAGGGAGCAGAGGGCUUCUCGUUCAUGCACCCUUUGCCUGAACACCCAUGUAGCUGCUGUGUAUGUAUAUAUUACUCUUUAGAGGAGUGUGUGUGUCUGUGUGUGUUUUAAAAGUCACUUAUUUCUUACAUUGAUUUCAAUUGCACCAUGACUUCUUCGAUGAAACCACAAAGUCCUGCUUAAAACUAUGGAAAAGCUAACCUGAUUAGAGGCUUGACUAUUGUGAAGAUUAAAUGCAUACUUUAAUAUAAUGUGACCAAUUUAAAUGUAGUUUGUAUUUUACUGGGGGACCUUUUGUUGUUGUUUGCUUAAACUGUGAUUUUUUUUUCUCCUCCCUAAUUUCAGGGAUGAGAUUGACUUUGGGAAGACAGAUUAGUUCUUUGUCAGGCCAACAAGCAAUGGAGUGCAGGAGAGAGAACUUGGUGCCCAAAUAUAUUAAAUUAUUCUGUGCCAUGGACGUUUUCAUUGCCAAUGAGGGUGUAAUUACUUAUUUCAGCACCUUGGUCUAGUGCUGGUUUGUGGUGGUUUUGUUUGUAAAUUAGCCUCACCACCUUCCUGAAAGCACACAGUCAGCCCAGGUCUCUGGAGCCUGCAGCAGAGGGUGGAGCCCUGGGAUGUUUCAGCUCACAUACCCCUGAGUGACCUCCCACAUGCGUGCAGGGCCGAAGCAGCUUCUUUCCUCUGAAAUUGUAUUUCCAUUUCAGCCUUGUGGCUUUUCUUAUUCAGGUCCAAGGCUCCUUAAAAGCAAAAUAUAUUAUUGCAAAGGGUUUCAUUUCAGUACUCACUGUGUGACCCCAGGUAGGAUGCAUCACUCUCAAGGGCCUCUUUUUCAGAGCUACUCCCAGUUCCACUUUUUUGCGAUUUUGGCUGAGCAAGUUCAUGCCACUAGAGGCUCACUGAGUAAGGUCCUGUGUACCCCCAAAUGGGUAGUGCUUUCAGGCCCUUACAUGCUUAUCCUCUAGGUGAAUAGUUACCUCAGCAGCACACCUGAACAGUGAAGGUGAUCGAUAAUGAAACUGUAGUUUUCAGAUUGAAGAAUGAACCUGGAUCACCAAACUAGAUACCAAAAGGGUUCCUUAUUUGUCUCUUUUGUCCAAUUGUGGGCAUAUGGUGGGCUCCUUGAGAGGAGGGAGUCUCAGCUGGGGCCCUGGCUGCAGAGAGCUGCUCUUGAAUAGGGCUGCCUCUGGGAUCAGGGAGCUGAGCAUACCAGGCAAGGCUCAUGUUCCUUUGUGGAAGUGGUCACUGGGUAGGGGGUGGGGUGCAGAAGGUGGUACCUAGGAAGCCGAAGCUGGGUGCUCACUAGAGCUGCUAGCAGGCAGGCCAGAGGGUCAGCUUGUGUUUUAUUUUCUGAUUUCCCCUGCAUGCUUUCUGGAGAUGAGGAAUUUUCAUCAGGUGGCUAGGAGAGUGUCGCCACCUUGUGUCCAUAUACAGCACAUUUUGCCUAUUCACAGACAAGAUUCAAGAAACUAUUUUUAUGUAUAUACAUUCAGAUCUUAAUGAAUGGCAUCACUUGCUUUAGACCCAUUUUUUUUUUUUGGUUGGAAAUAAAAUGUGACUGCAACUGUGUGCCUUCCCUUGUGAAUUCCCUGUUUAUUACUUUCAUUGUGGUUUUAUGCUUCCUGUUUGUUUAUGUAUUCAUAAAUAUUGCAUAGUCCUCAUUCAGAGACUUUUGCUUUGCUUUCCAGCUUGUAUCCCUACAUUCUCACAACAGCCUUCUUACCUUGGGUGUGAGUCAUGAGCACCUUACCAUGCAGGGAGCUUCCCCAGGAUAGCAUGGUGGAGUAGGGAAUCACUCCAUCCUGUGCUUUACCCACAGGACACCUGGAGAGUCUCCCAGCCCUGCUUGCUUUUGUGUGUUGUGAGUACACUGAGGUGUUGCAGCUUUCCUCUAGCUCAGGAGGCCUGGCCUGAGCCAGGUUGGAGCUUAGAUUGCUGUUGGCUCCUACCUGGUAGAAUAAGGAGUUGAUGAACAAGGGCUGAUGGGCAUCCCCCCAGCCCCUGGGAGCUCUGCUCACGACCGCUUACAGGACACUGAGUCUUUGCCUUUUGUGUGUUUGCAUGCUGCUGUCUUAACUGCUUUUCAUAUUUGAAAAGGUUCCAUUUAUAUUUUAUUCCUGAAAGUGAAACUGUCUUAGGCAGCUCGUUUUGUAUUCUGGGCAUUUUAGUAGCUACAGUAUUUUGCAUUUAAAAUGUAAUUACUCUUAGUAUUAUACAUCCCUAUAAUGUAUGAGAACUAGUUUCACAUCCUUUGAAACUAGUCUCUUUCAUUGGGGGGAUAUAACUUUUUACUUUACACAGGUGGGCUUUGAGACCAUUUUUAUAGAUUUUUUUUUUCACUGGGUUUUUAUCCUGUAACUUGACCUAUAUUAUGCAAGAAAAUCCCUAAAAUAUGUUUUAAGAGGGACUACAUAGACCUUGUGAUUUGGGGCUGAGCUAGUUGCUGAGUUGACUGGAGCCUUAUUUGAAUGGAUCCUUGAGUUGAGAUCUUCACAUUGUCAGUGAGUCCUUGGCUGGCUCAAGUCCAUGUCCACUGUUGACAGAGUUGGGUAGUGGAAGGGUGUAAAUGACUUGGGACGGAGAAAACUGUGAAGCAGGGGCCUUGUUAGCUACAAAGCCAUCCCUAAAUGCAUGUUCAAGGAAGUAGAUUUUCAUCAUUCUACUAAAUGUGGAAUGUCACAGCUAAAGCCUCUCCAUUUUAGUAAUAUCUUAGACACUGUUGUCUUUUGUCUUCCAGAGUGACACAUCUGGGAUCACCUUUCUUGCACUGAUUAUGUGCUAAGAAAAGGGUGAAGAUAGGCCGGGCGCGGUAGCUCAAGCCUGUAAUCCCAGCACUUUGGGAGGCCGAGACGGGUGGAUCACGAGAUCGAGAUAUCGAGACCAUCCUGGUCAAUGUGGUGAAACCCCGUCUCUACUAAAAAUACAAAAAAUUAGCUGGGCAUGGUGGCGCAUGCCUGUAAUCCCAGCUACUCGGGAGGCUGAGGCAGGAGAAUUACCUGAAUCCAGGAGGCGGAGGUUGCGGUGAGCCGAGGUCGCACCAUUGCACUCCAGCCUGGGUAACAAGAGCGAAACUCCAUCUCAACAAAAAAAAAGGGGGAGGUGGACAAUUUCACUUGGACCCAGGUUCCUGUUCUUCUGAGGUCAGGGUAGGGAGAAUGUCCAGGUGACUUCUGUGGACACACUGCAAGACAGUAAGCUGCGGAUGGAUUCUCGCUUGUGUUUUGGAACCCAGGGCUCCAAGGAGCAGGUGGACCAAACUGUGGGCUCUUGAAGAUGGUGGCUAAUACUUGGGCAGAGCCUCAUAUUCUUCCCUGUCUUGGUCAAAACAAACUUCCUUUUCUCUUCAUCACCCUCCACACAUUUGCCCAGCAGCCAGUAUUUAAAGAGAUGAACAACUCUCAUUUCCUGACUCAGUUUCUCUUCUUGGGUGGGGGUCUUGUGCCACAACCUGCAUGGGGUCCUAGGGUUUAAACCAAGUGGUGAUGAAGGAUUCUUAUCUCAGGGCUCUGCCUGUCCCACCUUCUCUUGAGCCUGGACUGUCCUCAUCCACAUCCCUGCAGAAGGUGGGCCCUAUUCUCAGAAGAGUCCUGGCUGCUGUUGCCAUUUGAACGUGCCCCCACUUUUCAGGUUGACCAGCAGUGGCCUUAUCUGGCCUCUCAGGUGGAUGGAGGCUGUUCUCACCUGGGUCUGUUUCUUGAUUAAGGCUGUUACCUGUUUGUAUGGGGAUCAUGUUUCCCAAGACACGUUGCAGUUUAGGAGGUUUUCCUUUGGAUGCUGAAGUGUUGGGGCUUUGAGGACAUGUAGAUGAUUUAUGAGAACAGAGGGGUAGAAUAUGUGAAGUCUAGGGUUUUGCGGCCAGUGGGUUUUGAAUUCGUUGGCUGUUUAAAGACCCUGUCCUCUACCCUCCCCUUCCUUUUUCCAUCAAAUGCUUGCCUACUGAGGCACCUUCUCUUUUUAUUCUUGAGCCAAUGAGAUAUCAGUGUGUUUAUUAAUAAGGAUUGCAACAGCAUAGUGCUUAAUAUGUAUGUGCCAGGCAUAGUGCCAGGAGUUUACAUACGUUAUCCCUUUUAAUCCAGAAAACAACCUUUGAAUUAGGUAUUAUCCCCAUUUGUAGAUGAGGAAACUGAGGCAGUAUGACUGAGACCGAGAGCAGUGGUUAAGAAGACAGACUUUGGGAUUAAAUCACCCUAGGUGCGGGCAGGUUGCUAGGCUACUCUAAGCUUCAACCUUUAAGUCAGUUGGGUCUGAUAAUAUUACCUUCUUCCCGGGUGGUGGUGAGGGUGUAAUGAAGUAGUGCAUGUAAGCAUUUAGCACCGUGCCUGGCACAUCGUAAGUGCUCAGUAAAUGGUAGUUACUUUUGUUGAGCUCAGCUGGUAGUUUGACUUCCAUUGUUGCAAUGCCAGAGAUGGGAUUCCCAGCCACCGCACUACCACCACCCUGCACACAGCCUGAGUCCCUCUGAGAGAAGCAGGCCAGCCUAACACCCCCUGAAGCAUCUUGGUGCUUCACACACCUUUAGGAGGCCAGCCUAACAAGAGGCAAGAGGACAUGAGGGUGUGCAAAAGUUCUGCCUUAGUGGGAAUGGCUGGCCUGAGACUGCAGCUCACCUCCUCUGCCCAUGGUCUGGACUGCUUGUGUGAAGGAGGCCCUCUCUUUCUGCCUGGUGGUGCCCGCCCCCCUCUGGGCAAGGAGGGCCUGUUGGUGAUUUGCUGUGGACCCCACUUCCCCCUCUGGCCAAGGGCUGUGUUCUGUGCACAUAGCUUAGGAACCUGCAGCAUUUUCCUAUAUGGGUGGAUGUUAUCGGGGCCAAGAAGAGUGGGGAUAACAGAAACCUGCUUUGUAGGGGAUUAUGUAGACUAAAAGCCUAGAAGUUCUGCCCACAUCCUUAUGACACAGGCAAUCUGGAGCUUCAUGUUUCCUUCUUAAAAGUAGUAACAGGGUAGAAGUGGGUGACCCAUUGAGGACACAUGAUGUGAGGUAUUUCUCCCAGAUUUUAGGUUAGCAAAGACUCAGAUGGGUGACUCAUAAAUGAAGGGAGAAGAGACACAAGACUGAAUGGAGAGUUUUUCUUUUUUUUUUUUUUAAGAUGGGGUUUCAUCAUGAUGGCCAGGCUGGUCUUGAACUCCUGACCUCAGGUGAUCCACUCAUCUUGGCCUCCCAAAGUGCUAAGAUUAGAGGCAUGAGCCACCGCGCCUGGCCUGAAGAGUUUCUUUAACUUAGUUUUCUGAAUGGGGAUGGGGAGUUGCGGCAUGUGUGUGUGUGAGGGGAGGCCACUUCACUUUGAAGGAAUGGUGUUGGCUAACAGGAUCCUUGGAAUUCUAGUUAAUUGAUUAAUAACUUUGAACUACUGGUUUGACUGUGGAUUAUUUCCUGGAUAUUAGUGGGACCCAACAGCACAUUGCUAAUAAUAUAUGGAAAGAAUGGUCUCUCUGCUUCAGUGAAUUAAUGAAGUAAUGAUAAUACCAUGAACCAGGAGAAGAUGGUUGUGGGGGUUCUAGGAAGCAGCUGCUCUGAAUGGGCCAAUCCCAGGCUUGCCCUGGAGCCCUCUCGCCCUUCUGGGUUUGUAUUGGCCUGGCCUGGCUCUUCCUCCCUCAUUGUGCUGUUGAAUGGACCCAGGCAGCCUUGUAUCCAUAGACAACCUUCACUCUUGGGGGUAAGGGCCCUCUGGAAAUCAAGCAGAGAAAGCCCUUGCAGUGGUCUCCUGGGCAUUGGGCAGAGCCUAGCCCUUUGCAGCCCCCAGAGGACUUCCCUGCAUAAAGCACUUGGAGGGGUUAGUCACCUGGUGAUUCUGUCCCUAGUGAAACCCUGUUUGCUGAUAAUAUCCACAUAGCCCUCUCUGUCCUCGCCGUUUGGAUGCCUCUUUUUCACCUGCGUUAGGUUCUUGUACUUUUUAUGCUGGCUUUUCUUAAAGGAACACCAGAGUAGAAAAGGGGUUAAGAAUGUUUCUAGCAGGCAGGAUGUGCAUACAUGUUUUUAUGAGUGUCCUUUGUGUGCUGUUUCUUUUAACUCCUCCAUGCACAGGGCUCCGGCCUUUAGUAAACGCUGUUUUUCUGUCUUACGUCAUGCUGGCUGGGUGGUAGGGGCUGAUUACAAAGGGGAAGAGUUGAACAGACAUCAGGGGCCAAUGAAAUCAAAGGACUAGGAGUCAGAAGAACAAGGCAGGGACUAGGAGACAGUGGUUUGGUUUAUUGUUACCCAGCUGGAGGACUCAUGGGGCAGCAGCAGGAAGAACACGGGGGCCAGGGAGGGGCCAGGAGUUCCACAGUGGAGGGCAGACUCUUUUAACAGAGGCCAGCUGAAUGCUUGCUGACCCUGGAUGUCAUGUGAGUUGGGGACCAGAAAUCUGGGCUCAGAGAACCCGUCUAGGGAGAUUUGAAGCCAUGGGUUAUCUUCUAGAGUUGAUGCUGACACCAAGUUUUAAUUUUUAUUGAUGUUUAACACCUUCUAAAACAGGAGGGUGAGAUCAGAUGGCAAGCCCCUCUGUUGAAGGAUCUUGGGAACCUUGGUGGAUUUUGGUUGAGUUAUGCACAGCUGUGGACAUCCUUCUUAAUUCUCUCCACUCUGAGGAUUUGUUUAACUAGAAAGUUCCCAGACACAGAAAUGGCCUCCCCACCUGCUUAGGGGAGCUGUCAGCUAGGAGUGCCAGGCGUCCCACGGGACCCAUCACUGCCAGUGUCUGUGCCUCCCAAAGGUCAGCCUUGUGUCUGCCCUGGCCCUGUCUCCUCUGUGACAGGGCAGAGCAUUUCUGGUCAGUUUCUCCUUGAUGCCCCCUGCCCCUUUGUAAAGUGGAUGGACAUGGUGGAAUUCCUGAUAGCCUGGGUGUUGAUGAUAUUCACUUUUCCCGCAAUCAGACAUGGGCGAACUUGAAGCAGCUCUCGGUGUGCAGAGUUCACGUGACAGCCCCCACAGACUCCCCAGAUAGGUGUGUGCCUGUGCGCUACUGCUGUGCCAUUUCCCCAACUUGGUGUUUCACUAAAUGCAGCUGAUCUCUCUCUCUGCACUCGUGAUCUGUGUUGAACAAUACAUGUAGCUUCUUUUUCCAUGCAAUGAAAGGACAUGAUAUACUGUACAUUGGAAAGCAUUUACCGUAUUUAUAUACCUGAAUGUUCCCACUACACAAAUAAACAUAUAUUAAAUUCUA
This is a messenger RNA of Callithrix jacchus (white-tufted-ear marmoset), 9981 nucleotides long. RefSeq names its product CDP-diacylglycerol synthase 2 (gene CDS2). Lineage: Eukaryota; Metazoa; Chordata; Mammalia; Primates; Cebidae. Gene Ontology annotation, molecular function: phosphatidate cytidylyltransferase activity. The record is from RefSeq and is a predicted model, not a curated record. Gene Ontology annotation, cellular component: endoplasmic reticulum membrane.